UACCUACUACGUACCACGCAGGAAGGGCUGUUCGGGUCCAUUCAGACUCUCACAUUCAUCUGCACCAGAAAAUCGUACAAGAGAGUGUAGGCUGGCAAGGUUUACCACUAUUUCAAGAUGGGCGUCAAUAUCUCCGACUACCUGGUUACCGAUGACCUGACUGUCUUGCUUGGUCUCAUUGCAGCAACCGUCUUUCUUCUCCACAACUUUUACAAACCUCAGCCGCUAGUGCACCCCAUCCUUCUCGGUCGCCAGAGUGAUGUUGCCCGUGUCAGGAAUCCAGGAGAAAGUGCUGUGUACAGGAACUAUGGGACUGGACUCAUGGGAAGAUUUCCUCUGCGGCCCACAAAGGACGUCUAUAUCCUCAGUGAUCUGGUCAAGCCCGACCAUGAUGCGCCUCGUACUCUCUGGAACACCAAGAUCACUAACCCCACCUUGCAAGACCGUGUCGCCUCUUUCGGGACGGGUUUAUUGCGAUCGACCGGUAUACAAUCCCAAGAGUCCAAUGUCCUUCUCCUGCUCAACGACUCGCUUGAAUUUAUUAUCAGUGACAUGGCACUUGCUAUGCAUUCUAUUCCGUCGUUCACGAUUGCUGCAGCCAAUCUCCUCGCUGGAAUUCUUGAAUCUCAUCCACCCACAGUCAUCAUCACCCAUGCCGAGUUGCUUCUUCAGCUGCUUGAGUUGAUUUAUGACGCGGGAGAGAGUGACCAACAUCAUACCAUCGUUAUUGUUGGCGAACCAAGCGCUCAGGCCAUGGCUCGUGUCGCGAGCAAGGUUAAGGUUUUCAAAUGGGAAGACGUUGAGCGCGAAGGUGUGAAGACGGAAAAAAUUCUUGGCCAGGCUCCCAAACCCAGCGACAUUUUUACCGUGUCCUUCUUUGCAAACGGCAAUGGUCAGGUGCAAGGGGCUCAACUCACCCAUGAGAAUAUUACGGCAGGCGUCGCGGCCAUUCGCGCACUGCUUCCUGCAUCCCACCCGCUGUCUCCUCUGGAUACGAUGGUUUCGGCACAUUCCCUGAGUACUGCAUAUGGCCGUUCUAUCGCUUAUACUGCCGUUUUUGAAGGCACUAGUUUCGCGACACUGGACAGUUCGAAACUGUUUCCAUUCGGCGACACUGCUGUGCAAGCGAACGUUGCAGAUGUUGCGACCCUUAAAAAUUACCCGAUUCCUUCCCCCACCGUCCUCUUUAUCAAACCCGGUCAUCUGGAAACCCUAGUAUCUUCCAUUCUGGAUGGUGCGAAAAAAGCAUCCCUGAUUUACCCAUUCGCAUGGAGGCACAAAGUAUCGGGGAUUGCGGAAGGAUUCCUGACCAAAGACAGUUUGUGGGACCGGCUCGUAUUUGAUAGUGCUAGAGCGAAUGUUAUAGGCGAUGCUGCCGGUACUCUUGCCGCAGUUAUCGUAAGCGGAGGACCCGUGCUAUCUGACCUUCUUACACCGGCGCGGGUCGCAUUCUCAACGGCGUUUGUCAACGCUUUCACGCACCCCCUUGUAGCGGCGCCUGUCUUUGCUUCUCACCCUCUAGAUCUCCAAGAUUUCCCUGCCGCAUCACCUGCUGCGCAUGUGGGACCUCCGAGCAUCAAUAUCGAAGCACGACUUUUAGGCGUGUCCGAUGAAGAUAUUGCGAAAGACAGUGAUCCUGAGGGCGCACUCCUGGUCCGUGGGCCGCCGGUGGGUAGGCUGUUGGGUGGAGUCGAGGACUAUGUGGAUGUACGAAGCGGGGGAAGUAACGGAAGCAGCACCGAGGAGGAAGAUGGCUGGGUUGGUGCUGGUGUCAGAGCAAGGGUACAGACGAAUGGAUCGUUCCUUGUAUUGUGA
Molecule: messenger RNA, 1815 nt
Organism: Guyanagaster necrorhizus
Lineage: Eukaryota; Fungi; Basidiomycota; Agaricomycetes; Agaricales; Physalacriaceae
Exons: 7
Coding region: 118-1815 (565 amino acids)
Cellular component (GO): endoplasmic reticulum; membrane
Molecular function (GO): long-chain fatty acid-CoA ligase activity
Source: RefSeq, a predicted model, not a curated record